GUUGUUGUGACAGUGAUGCAUUUUGUUGAAUUAUUAUUCGAUCAUUCCGCUGAUGUCGGGGAUUUGACGAAUGAUGUCGUAUCAAUAGCGGUGAAAUGGGUGUUUGAAAAAUGAACGAAGAAGAGUUUUAUGUGAGAUUCUCCAAGCAGUAUCUUUACGACAAACACGAGAAUCAGUAUCUCGACUGCAGCAGCGUCGUCGCAAUAGUUGGUCAUUCCCAUCCUCGGAUCGUAGCAUGUGCUCACCACCAAUUUGGCCAAAUUUGCACGGCUCCGGGAUUCCUGAACAAGUGGACGUCUCUGUAUUCUAAGAAAUUGGUGCAGCUGUUCCCGGAUUCCCUUGAAGUCUCAUACUUGUGCAUAAACGAUGCGGAAGCGAAUGACCUGGCCAUCCGUUUAUCUAGUCAGAUCACGUUUUCCAAGAACAUACUCGCUUUUGCGGGUACGUUUGUGGAAUUGCACCAGUUGCCGGCCACUGUGAGGCAUGCCUUCGUUGUUGCCAACAGCGCGGAUGGGACCGAAGAUGCGUCGAAAGUCGAACUUCAAGAAACCAGCGGGGGAAAAAGGGGUCAGGGGAAAAAAAAUCCCAUUUCUGCAAAGGAUAGUUCUGUACCGGGUCUUCUGUGGACCAUUCAUUUUCUUCCGAAACCCGAAAUCAGUGUAUCUGAAAAUCAGUUCCACGUGAAUUGGGUAUUGCGCCGGAUGGUACCUUUAGACUGCGUUCUGCAGGCUGUUGAGAAUUUGAAGAAGGAAGGAAUCCAUUUUUCCUGCUUCCUCAUCGAACCAUUCCUUUUCAUGGACGAAGUCGGAUUCCUGCAAUUUCCCCAGGGGUUGCUGAAGACCAUCACAAGUUCGUUGCUGAAGGACACGAAAUGCCUCACGAUCGUGGACGAAUCUCGGACUGGUCUCGGAAGGCUCGGCACUGGGAUGUGGGCUUUCACUGACAUCGGGAUCCUGCCGGACCUGGUGGUAGUGGGUGUGAUUUUAGGAAACGGGUUCCCACUCUCGGCUGUGCUCACGUCCCGGCAAAUCGCUGCCGCGGUACCCAAGUAUUAUUCUACGUUUGGCGGAAAUCCGUUGUCGUGUCGAAUCGGAUGCGCUGUAUUCGAUGUGAUAGACCACGAAGACAUAAUCAAGUCUGCGAAAGCUGUUGGAGAAACGUUGGAGAAAAAUUUGGACGCAGUUGCGACGAAAUUUCCGGAUUACAUGCAUUCCUUUUUCGGACGCGGGUUGCUGUUCUGUUUGCGCUUUCACCCUGGAAAUGCAGAAUCGCCGUUGGCUGUGGAAGUGAACAAAAGACUUUUCGAAGAAUACAAGAUCGAUGUUUUUCAAAAACACGACAACGUGUUGGUGCUUCAGCCGCCGUUGUGCUUCACAGUGAGAAACGCAGAAUACGUGGUUCAGUCGCUGAACUCCAUUUUGACGAGCAUUUCUCAAGAUAAAUGCAUGUCAAACGGAAGUCCGAAGCGGAAGGGAAAAUUGGAUCAGGAUUCAAAUCCAGGAACGAGCUUGAAUAAAACAAUUGAAGGAAAUUGGAAUAUUUGUGGUAUCAAAAAUGUGGACAAUGGUGGAAGAUUAGAUCUUUUGACCAGCCAGUACUGGCCCACAGACUAUCUGCGGAUUCCCAAGAACUGCAGAACGGUCCAGGUCCAACACAUGCCAUUGAAAUGGAAUUCGAACCUUGCAUUUUCGCAGUUGGUUUUUGAAGAUGACAUUACCUCAAUCCGCCAUCCCCAGGAUGCUUGCAUUCCUCCGCAGUCUCGUUCGACGAUCCCUUUUGUUACCGUAUUUGUCCCUUCUGCGCCGCUGAACGUCUUGCGCCGAAAUUCUAUUCGUGGAACGUGGGGAAGUUUCGGACGUCGCUCCGACAUUCGUGUAUUUUUUGUCAUUGGUCUCGUGAGCAAUGACUCUGUGCUUGAUAAUGUGAUUGAGCAGGAAAGUCAAAUAUUUCGUGACGUACUGCGCCCUGAGGUUGUUGAUACUUACAGUAAUUUGACACGGAAAGUAGUUGCUGCCUUCGAAUGGGCUGGAAAUUGCUCGGUAUCCGAGUUCUACCUGAAAGCGGAUGAUGACAUGUUCAUCAACAUUCCUGGGCUAGUAGAUUUCUUCUUAGCGCGCCGAAAAUUGAAGAAUGUGAUCUUCGGCCGUCUGUUGACUCGACUUCACCCUGUUCGUAACAAAGAAUCCAAAUGGUACGUUCACUGGAGAGAAUUCCGCGGAAACAAGUUUCCGAAUUUCGUUACCGGACCUGCUUACGCGUUCACGUCGGAUGUCCUUCCGAAACUUGUGGCCAUGGCCAGAGCCACACCUUAUCUGAAACUCGAAGAUGUGUAUGUCACUGGAGUUCUAGCUGAUCGAGCAGGCAUCGAACGCAGAAACGAGCGAAAGUUUGCAUCGCUACUGUUCUAUGUGCGAGGAUUGGAUGUGGAAGACGAUCUUGAUAUCGAACCGAAUGACGCUUCGGAAAUCGAAGAAAAUGAGGAAGAAGAGUUCGAAGUAGAAGCCAGUCCUACAAGAGGCUCUUUGGAUGUUGAAACUUCGAUUUUGUUCGUGAAGCCAAGCAUGACAGUGGAUGAUCCGAUUGAGUUGCCGGCCGGGAAAUCCGUGGAAGUUCUUGUUGGAUUCCACAAUAAAGGAGACAAGGUGUUGUCGUUGGCAGUUUUGGAUGGAUCCUUGAGGUACCCCAUGGAUUAUAAUUACUUCAUGCAAAACUUUUCGAGUUUGACAUUGCAUGACUACGACGUGGCGCCCGGAGAACAAGGAUCGAUAUUGUACGAAUUUGUUCCCGCGGAGGCCUUUGGAUCGCGAUCCUUUGGUUUGGCUAUCGGGCUUCUUUAUCACGAUCAG
Molecule: messenger RNA, 2846 nt
Organism: Notodromas monacha
Lineage: Eukaryota; Metazoa; Arthropoda; Ostracoda; Podocopida; Cyprididae
Source: the annotation of a GenBank genome assembly